This is a messenger RNA of Hypoxylon trugodes, 1606 nucleotides long. Its product is annotated as acetyl-CoA acetyltransferase. Gene Ontology annotation, biological process: fatty acid beta-oxidation; ergosterol biosynthetic process. The coding region runs from base 347 to 1606 and encodes 419 amino acids. The transcript is spliced from 4 exons. Gene Ontology annotation, molecular function: acetyl-CoA C-acetyltransferase activity. Lineage: Eukaryota; Fungi; Ascomycota; Sordariomycetes; Xylariales; Hypoxylaceae. The record is from RefSeq and is a predicted model, not a curated record.
AGCCGAUAUUGAUUAUAUCAACCGUACUAAUCUUAGAAGAGCAUCGGGUGCCCCACUACCGAAUUCGGCAAGACCGCAAAAGACCCUUGAUUAGAACCUUAGAAACCUUGUGCAACCUUCGGGUGGAUUUAUGUUUAUUGGUGGUAGAAAAUAAAAAAAAACCCAAUAAAGUAAACAGUUGGAGGAAAGAGGGGCGGUGAAACUCAACACUUCUAAAUAACUUUCUAAUACCAAUUAACCUUAAUAGCUUUAAAAGCAUUCUUACUUUUACCCCCCUUUUCUUCAAAGCUCUAAGGCCGUUUUUAAUUCCUCCUUAAUCUAGUCAAUCUAAUCUACUUCAUUCAAAAUGUCUGGACUUCCUCCCGUAUACAUUGUCUCGGCCGCCCGAACCCCCGUCGGUUCCUUUCUAGGAUCGUUGUCAAGCCUAACCGCUACUCAAUUGGGUUCUCAUGCUAUUAAGGCUGCCCUCGAGCGAGUUCCCCAGGUCAAGCCUGAAGAUGUUGAGGAAGUCUUCUUCGGCAAUGUCCUGUCAGCAAAGUGCGUCUUUUCCAUCAACUUCCAUCAUCCCAUCCCCGAGCAAUCCGUGAAGGAGGUCCUAGGACAAGCACCCGCACGACAAUGCGCUCUCGGCGCCGGUAUCCCUGACUCUGUCGUCUGCACGGGCGUCAACAAGGUGUGCGCCUCGGGUCUAAAGGCUAUCAUCCUCGGCGCCCAGACUAUCAUCACCGGCAAUGCCUCCAUUGUCGUUGCUGGUGGUACCGAAUCCAUGUCCAACACUCCUCACUACCUUCCCACACUCCGAAAUGGUGCCAAAUUCGGCGACCAAUCCCUCGUCGACGGUAUGCUUAAGGAUGGUUUAACCGACGCUUACGCCAAGGAGCACAUGGGUUUAUCUGCUGAGUUGUGCGCCGACGAUCAUAGCAUCUCCCGUGAGGCCCAAGACGAAUACGCUAUCGAGACCUACACCCGUGCCCAGAAGGCCACCGCCGACGGCAUCUUCACCAAGGAGAUUGUUCCCGUCGAGGUUAGCGGCGGCCGCGGCAAGCCUGCCAUCAAGAUCACUGCCGACGAGGAGGCUAAGAACCUGAACGCCGACAAGCUCAAGACCGUUCGCCCCGUCUUCAAGCCCAAGGACGGUACCGUUACGGCUGCGAACGCUGCCCCGCUCAACGACGGUGCUGCUGCCCUUGUGCUCAUGUCUGAGGCUAAGGUUAAGGAGCUAGGCGUAACACCCAUUGCCAAGAUUCUUGGUUGGGGUGACGCCGCGCGUGAGCCUCAACGAUUCACCACUGCUCCUGCCUUGGCUAUCCCCAAGGCUAUCAAGCACGCUGGUAUUACUGCUUCCGACGUCGACUUCUACGAGAUCAACGAGGCCUUCUCAGUCGUUGCCCUCGCCAACAUGAAGCUCCUAGGCCUUACCUCCGACAAGGUCAACGUAUUCGGUGGUUCCGUCGCCAUCGGCCACCCGCUCGGCUGCUCCGGCGCACGUAUCGUGACCACCCUAACAACCGUCCUACGCGAGAAGAAGGCCAAGGUCGGUGUUGCAGGUAUCUGCAACGGUGGCGGUGGUGCUAGCGCCAUCGUCAUCGAGAGUCUUCAACAGUGA